UUCGGUGCAUUGUGGACCGAACCCCUGAUCAAUAAGCGGGUCGGGUGUUUUCCCACCAAGCGCGUUGCGAGAACACUGUCCUAGGAUAUAAGCUGAGCGGCUAGUAACUUUCCCCCGGGUGAAUGAGCACAUGGCUCGCGUUUGGUUGCCAAUAUUGUUUAAUUGAUUGAUCUGGCUGGUCGAGCUUGACACCCUCAAGCUAACACCUUGACACGUGAAUAGUUACCUUCCAUUUUACCCUAGGCACUCGCAGCAUCGCUUAGCUACCCUUGCUUUACCCCAACUUCCGGAGGCUGACUAGGCGUCAAAUUUAUCUAUCACCACCUGACUUCGUAUUUAUAUCAUAUAAGCCAAUCUUCAAGAUGCCUGCCGAAGUCCACGGCAUCAAGUCCAGCGACAUCCACGCCAAGAUCCAGCUCCUGAUCAAUGGCCUCGUCAACAUCAAAGACCAGACGGGCGAGUUCCUCAUGACUCUGGAAGAUGGCCGGGUCAUCGAUACCAAGGGCUGGAACGACUGGGAAUGGACGCACGGCAUCGGCCUCAACGGCAUCUGGGCAUACUACAGCCUAACAGGCGACGCAAAAUACCUGCAAAUCAUCGAGGAUUGGUUCGCAAACCGGUUCGCCGCGGGGGCACCACCAAAAACAUCAACACCAUGGCCGUGCAACCAGACAUACCUCCCCUGGCUCGACAGCUGGGCCGAGUGGGCCAUGCACGACCUCGAGCGUACGAAGUAUGGCGGCAUGCAGCACAUCACGUACCUCGAGGUCAAUAACCAGCAGCUGUGGGACGACACCCUCAUGAUGACCGUCAUGCCGCUCGCCAAGAUCGGAAAACUGCUCAAUCGCCCCCACUACGUCGAGGAGGCCAAGCGUCAGUUCCUGCUGCACAUCAAGUAUCUUUUCGACACUAAGUCCGGGUUGUUCUACCACGGCUGGACCUUCCACGAGGGCGGGCAUAACUUCGCCGACGCGUUGUGGGCCAGGGGUAACUCGUGGCUUACGAUUGUGAUACCCGAGUUCCUCGAGUUGAUUGACCUGCCCGCAAAUGACUCUUUCCACAUCCACCUCUUGGACACGCUGAAUGCGCAGUGCGAGGCACUGGCUCCGUUGCAAAUGGCGUCUGGUCUGUGGCGGACGCUGCUCAAUGUCCCCGAGGAGGAAGGCUCAUACGUGGAGGCGAGUGCGACGGCUGGGUUUGCCUUUGGUAUUCUCAAGUCGCAGAGGAAGCGAUACAUUGGGAAGCAGUAUCAGGAUGUUGCUGUGAAGGCCGUGAAAGCUGUACUCAAUAAUAUUGAUGAGCGGGGAGAGUUGCUCAACACGAGUUUUGGCACGGGCAUGGGUCAUGAUCUGCAGCAUUAUAAGAACAUUCCCGUGACAAGCAUGCCUUAUGGACAGGCUAUGGCUAUGAUGGCGUUAGUUGAGUUCUUGAGGGUGUUUAUAUAGAAAUUUUGUGUAUGCAAUGCUAUAUGGCUCAAUUGUUUCGGCAGAUCACUUUACAAGUGCCACUGCCGUAAUAUUGUACCGAGGGCAGCCUUUGAAGACUCUUUAAAACUCUACUGGCCAUUGAGUUAUGAAUACUUG
Pseudomassariella vexata is the source of this 1583-nucleotide messenger RNA. RefSeq names its product glycosyl hydrolase. Gene Ontology annotation, biological process: carbohydrate metabolic process. The record is from RefSeq and is a predicted model, not a curated record. The transcript is spliced from 2 exons. Bases 363 to 1445 code for a protein of 360 amino acids. NCBI's taxonomy places the organism in Eukaryota, Fungi, Ascomycota, Sordariomycetes, Amphisphaeriales, Pseudomassariaceae.